This is a messenger RNA of Laccaria bicolor S238N-H82, 1230 nucleotides long. RefSeq lists its product as uncharacterized. Gene Ontology annotation, molecular function: uroporphyrin-III C-methyltransferase activity. Gene Ontology annotation, biological process: siroheme biosynthetic process. The record is from RefSeq and is a predicted model, not a curated record. The transcript has 3 exons. Lineage: Eukaryota; Fungi; Basidiomycota; Agaricomycetes; Agaricales; Hydnangiaceae. The annotation marks the transcript as partial.
CCCCUCAGGUCUAGGGCAUCUACAGAGGAACUAUACACCCUUCUGCAAAAACACCGUAUACCGGUAAAUACGACUGACACUCCCGAUCUCUGCAACUUUUCGUUCACUGCCUCUCAUCGGUUUUUGGACCCGACGACGGGAGAACCUACGCCUUUGCAAGUGGGCGUGACAACUAAUGGGGAAGGGUGUCGAUUAGCGUCGAGGAUUACGAGGGAGGUGGUGGCGAAGUUACCCAAAGACGUGGGGUGUGCGGUGCAGAGCGUAGGGCGGAUGAGAAGGUUAGCUAAAUCCAAGGCGAUAGACGACACCGAUGCGGACGAAGUGUCCGCGGAGGACAGCGGUGUGCUUACUCCCAACCGCCCCGUCGAAGAACCAACUCGACAACGCUUGAAAUGGGUCGCCCAAGUGAGCGAGUAUUGGCCCCUCUCCAAACUAGCCACCCUAUCAGACGAAGAGAUGCUCGAGCUGACGGCGGACAAACCCCUGAAUCCACCAACCAUCCACUCCCUUUCGCCCACCCCCAAACCGGGGCGCAUCGUCCUCCUUGGCUCUGGGCCCGGACACCCCGUCCUCCUCACCCUCCUCACACACCAAAUCCUCACUACGCACGCGGACCUCGUGUUAGCGGACAAACUCGUACCGCAGGGCGUGCUAGACCUCAUACCCAGCAAGACAGAACUCGUCAUCGCGAAGAAGUUUCCCGGGAAUGCGGAUAAAAGCCAGGAAGAAAUGAUGCACCUCGCCGUGCAAGGCGCGCAAAAGGGGCUGUGCGUCGUUCGCCUCAAACAAGGCGAUCCCUCAAUAUACGCCCGCUCCUCUGAAGAAGUACUCUUCUUCCGUGCGCGAGGGUACGAGCCCCUCGUAGUCCCAGGCAUCUCCUCCGCCUUGGCCGGGCCGACGUUCGGUGGUAUCCCGCUCACGCACCGCGGUGUAGCCGAGAGCGUGGUUGUGUGCACUGGUGUGGGGAGGGGUGGGAGGGGGGUGCAGAUGCCGGAGUAUGAACGGGGGAGAACGUUGGUUAUUUUGAUGGGCGUUGCGAGGUUGCAAAGGGUUGUUGAUGCGCUUUUGGUAACCCCAACUCACUACCCUCCCUACCUCCCCAUCGCCAUCAUCGAACGCGCAUCAAUGCCCGAUCAACGCGUCACAAGCGGUACUCUGUCAACUAUCGUACAAGCCCUCGAGGCAGGGGGACCACAGCGCCCCCCGGGGAUGAUCGUUGUCGGAUGGAGC